This is a messenger RNA of Malania oleifera, 498 nucleotides long. RefSeq lists its product as uncharacterized. Lineage: Eukaryota; Viridiplantae; Streptophyta; Magnoliopsida; Santalales; Ximeniaceae. The record is from RefSeq and is a predicted model, not a curated record. Bases 14 to 466 code for a protein of 150 amino acids. The transcript is spliced from 2 exons.
CUCAAGGUUUGGAAUGGCAAAAUCAGGCCCAGCAUAUGAUUCAAAGAAAAUUAUCUUAGGCAAAGAGUUUUGGCAAAAGGCCUCUGAUAUAAUUAAAGUGCAAGAACCCUUGGUGAAAGUUCUUAAAUUGGUUGAUGGUGAUGAAAAACCAACCAUGGGCUUCAUAUACGAGGCAAUUGAUAGGGCGAAGUUGGCCAUUCAAAAAGAUUGCCGGUUUUACAAAGACUAUUGGAAAAUUAUUGACAACCGGUGGAGUUUUCAGUUGCACCAAGAUUUGCACGCUGCUGGGUAUUUUUUGAACCCACAAUUUCUUUAUGGUGCCCCACCCUCUCCUGAAGUUGCUAGAGAAGUCAUGGAUGGAGUUAAAAAAGUGAUAACCAAGUUGGUACCCGAUAUAGAUACUCAAAUUCGGGCUAUUAAUCAAGUAAGUAUUGGUUCCAUUAAAUUGAAUAAUGAAUUGUUCUAGUAUUUAAUAAUACUUUUAAGAAUAAUUAUUAA